AUGGACUCUGUUCGACAAGACAUCCCAGACUAUGAUGUCGUCCCUGGCACUGUCUAUCUGGUGCAAGGUGCACACCAAGACGGCUUCUCCUCGAAAGACAUCAUCUUGAUGCCCACACCAUCGAGUGACCCUCGAGACCCUCUUCGUUGGUCGAAGUGGCGAAAGGCUUAUCACCUCUUCCUCCUGGUAUUCUACAGCGCGACUCUUGGAGCCGUUACCAACUGUGAUUCUGUCGUGUAUCUCAAUCUGGUACAGAUCUAUCGCACCGACAUCAACAGUCUGAACUAUGCUGGAGCAGUGAUGUUGUUGCUGCUUGGAGUCGGAAACGUCUUCCUAGUUCCGAUGUCUAACAUCUUGGUGUCCGAGAUCUGGAUGGCUGUCUCGAAAGAGUACGGCGAAUAUUGGGGCGUGAACAUACGCCUGGGGUCUUCACCUUUUGAGGCACUGCCAGCCAUUUCCAUCUCGGACAUUUACUUUGCCCACGAACGCGGCGGCAAGCUCGGAGCCUACGUCUUUGGCCUGGCUUUCGGAAGCUUUGUCGGUCCAGUUUGCGGUGGCUACAUGGUCACUGGUCAGAGUGUUAGAUGGAUGUACUGGUGGGGCGUUUUGUUUUUGGGCGUCUUGCUCGUGCUAUUCUUCUUCACGUUCGAAGAAACACACUUCAUCCGACCUUUGGACUCGCACGACGAAGCUCUGAUCAGCACUGCCGACAUGCCCGAGCUUGACAAGAAGUUGACAAACCAGUCCAUGUACAAAGAGCCGGACAGCCAGAGCACACACCAACACUCUGAAGCCAUUGUUGGGGAAGUCUUCGAUGCGGAAGGAUUCAAGAUCCACUGGCUAGCAGUCAUGGGCACAACCGUCGCCUUGAUCUUCGCGCCGCCCCCUUACCUGUUCUCAAACAGUGCCAUAGGCCUGGUCUGGUUCGCACCACUUAUCGGCUCUCUUAUCGGCGCGUACUUUUCGGGUCCGCUGAACGAUCGGCUUACAGUAUACCUCAGCAACCGCAACAGAGGUUGGAGAGAGCCAGAGUACCGCUUGUGGGCUUUCAUUCCCAGCGCGUUCAUCAUGCCAGGAGGAUUGAUCAUAUACGGCGCUACCGCUGCUCACGGCCUGCACUGGAUUGCGCCAGUCUUUGGCAUGGGCCUCGUCGGUUUCGGUCUCAGUGUCGGCGGCACGGUAACCAUAAGUUACAUCCUCGACUCGUACAAAGAGAUUGACACGCAGGUCGUGACCACUAUCAUCCUCAUCAGAAACAUCAUCGGUUUCGGCGUCUCUUUCGGCAUCCAGUCAUGGAUCCAAGGCAUGGGACUGCAGAAUGCUUUCGUGGUAAUCGGCUGUUUGAGCUUUGCCGCCACCAUAUUCGCACUCUUCUUCAUCAUGUUCGGAAAGAAGAUGCGAAAGUGGACUACCUCACAAUACCAGCAUCUGAUCAAGACGAAGGCCAUGUAG
Messenger RNA from Aureobasidium vineae, 1452 nucleotides. The record is from the annotation of a GenBank genome assembly. Lineage: Eukaryota; Fungi; Ascomycota; Dothideomycetes; Dothideales; Saccotheciaceae.